This is a messenger RNA of Melampsora larici-populina 98AG31, 393 nucleotides long. RefSeq lists its product as uncharacterized. NCBI's taxonomy places the organism in Eukaryota, Fungi, Basidiomycota, Pucciniomycetes, Pucciniales, Melampsoraceae. The coding region runs from base 1 to 393 and encodes 130 amino acids. The record is from RefSeq and is a predicted model, not a curated record. The transcript has 4 exons. Gene Ontology annotation, biological process: defense response to fungus; defense response to bacterium.
AUGAAAUCUAUUUCUACUAUCAUAUUAUCCUUCUUAAUCAUUUCUCGCACUCAUGGGUUACCAAUCAAAUCAAAGUCAUACACCAACGGUCACGAUAAUCAUUACCAUGGUAAAGCAACUUGGUUUCAUCCUGAUCUAGGAGCGUGUGGUGAUUAUGAUACCGAUGAUGAUGCAAUAAUUGCUAUCAACGAAAUCCAAUAUAAAGAUGGAGAAUCUUGUCAAAAGUCUGUCAAAAUCACUAAUCCAAGAAAUGGUCAUUCAGUCAAAGCAAAAAUCAAAGAUUUAUGUAAAAUUUGUCCAUAUGGUGGUUUAGAUUUAGCAAGUAGUGUUUUUAAAAAAUUAGAAGAUUUAGAUAGAGGUGUACUUUCAAUUGAUUGGAAAUGGGAUAAUUAA